UUUUGGCCGUUGAGGUUAGUCAUCCGUGAAGAAUGAUGAUGAUGUGGCGUGCUUGCCUUGUCGCGCUGGGGGCGCUGGCAGUGCUGGGAGGUGUGCGUGCUGAGAAGCAGGAGCUGAUUCGCGAGGUGGUCGAGGUGGUCGAGUCUUGCGAGACGCGGGUGCAAAAGGGUGAUGAGGUGGCUGUCGUGCACGUUGGCUACUACAAUGGCCAGCAGAUUGAUGGCGUGCCCCGUGAUGAGAAUGGCAAUGCCGAGCCUUUGCGUUUCAAAAUUGGCAAUGGCGAGAUUAUUGAAGGCAUGGAAGUUGGCCUCUUGGACACAUGCUUGGGCGAGAAGGUGCGCUUGACCAUUCCUCCACACAUGGCCUUUGAUGACGGCCGCAAGCAGUUCCGCCACAAGCCCGUGCCUAGCAAGGCCACCGUCAUCUACGAGAUUGAAGUUGUUGGCAUUGACCGUCCCGGUACACUCAAGCACACGACCAAGGUAUUGUACGAGUCGAUGGGUGACCUGGUCUCCGUGGGCCUGGUGGUGCUGAUGGUUGGAGGCGCCGUGUACGUGGCCUCGCGCAACGGCAAUGGCAACAAGAAGCGCACCAACCGCAAGAAGCGCAACUAAGAUGGCUGAUACCCAAAGGGAGAAGGCCAUGCCCCUC
Molecule: messenger RNA, 651 nt
Organism: Monosiga brevicollis MX1
Lineage: Eukaryota; Choanoflagellata; Craspedida; Salpingoecidae
Exons: 6
Coding region: 33-614 (193 amino acids)
Biological process (GO): protein peptidyl-prolyl isomerization
Molecular function (GO): peptidyl-prolyl cis-trans isomerase activity
Source: RefSeq, a predicted model, not a curated record